This is a messenger RNA of Ostrinia nubilalis (European corn borer), 1938 nucleotides long. Its product is annotated as N-acetylglucosamine-6-sulfatase-like. Gene Ontology annotation, molecular function: glycosaminoglycan binding; N-acetylglucosamine-6-sulfatase activity. Gene Ontology annotation, biological process: glycosaminoglycan metabolic process. The record is from RefSeq and is a predicted model, not a curated record. The transcript is spliced from 10 exons. Bases 319 to 1809 code for a protein of 496 amino acids. NCBI's taxonomy places the organism in Eukaryota, Metazoa, Arthropoda, Insecta, Lepidoptera, Crambidae.
CUGAUCAUUCAUUCAUUCACUCACUUGUCAAAUAUUUAUUUGAGGGUUCCUUUGGAGAAUAUCGAUUUUUUUGAGAAAAUUUCUAGAUUAUUUGCAAUUAGUUUUUCAUAUUACAGUGAAAUUAUAAACGUAUAAUGGGCAAAAAGGGUGUUGUUGCUUUCAUUAAGGACUUUUACUACGAUCCCUUCAAAUGGUCAGUCGUGAAAAGCGUGGGAUUCUUCACAGUCGGAGUUGUGAUCGCUAGCGAGUGCACAGGCCUGGAAUUAAUGCCCGCAGUACCUCAAUAAAUACGUUAAAACUUACUUUAAGCUAAACAAGAUGUUAAAUUAUUUACUAUUAGUUCUUUACGCGGGCGUUGUGCUUAGUGAUGUGGAGAAACAACCAAAUUUUGUUGUUAUUCUCACCGACGACCAAGAUGUCGUUUUGGGUGGUAUGACCCCAAUGAAGAAUGUGCACCAGUUUAUUGCGAAAGAAGGAGUAACAUUUACAAAUUCUUACGUAACGUCUCCCAUAUGCUGCCCGAGCCGUGCCAGUCUCCUCACUGGUCUCUACAUCCACAACCACCACACCCAUAACAACAGCCUCCACGGUAACUGCUACGGACAGGAAUGGAGGGAGAAUGAGCACAGAGUGUUUGCUAAUGCUCUCCAGGACUCAGGGUAUAAUACUUUCUAUGCGGGCAAAUAUAUGAAUCAGUACGGCGUAAAAGAGGCCGGCGGUCCAGAGGUGGUGCCUCGUGGAUGGAGCGAAUGGCACGGUCUGGUCGGCAACUCAGUCUACUAUAACUAUACGAUGUCCAACAACGGUGUGCCGACGCAUUCGACUGACCUGUACCUCACUGAUGUUAUCCGUGACCUCAGCAUCAGCUACAUAGAGAACCAGACAGAGUCGCGACCCUUCCUAAUGGUACUGGCGCCGCCCGCGCCGCAUCAACCGUUCACACCCGCGCGGCGACAUGAAGGCGCCUAUAGUAACGUCACCGCCGUCAGGCAUCCCAACUUUAACAUCGCUGUUCAUGACAAGCACUGGCUCCUCCGAAUGCCUCCAUCGCCGCUCCCAGAAUCCAUGAUGCCGGAACUAGACCGAGUGUACCGUUCCCGCUGGGAGGCGCUGCUGGCUGUCGACGAAAUGGUGGCUGACGUCAUCGGCGCUCUAGAGGUCAACGCCCUAUUGGACAACACCUACGUCAUAUACACGUCUGACAACGGGUACCAUAUCGGUCAAUUCUCCCAAGUAUACGACAAGCGGCAGCCUUACGAAGCGGACAUAAAGGUGCCCCUCGUCAUCCGAGGUCCUGGCCUGAAGAAAAACGCUCAAAAUCCUCAACCAGUCUUAAACAUUGACAUAGCACCGACUAUACUACAUCUAGCCGGUGUAAAGACACCCGAAAUGGACGGCAGACCAGUGAAAAUGGAAAAGGAAGAAGUGGAUGAACGGUAUAUGCUGGUGGAAUAUUACGGGGAAGGCAGAGAUGGUUCUGUGGACCCGAAUUGCCCGUGGAAGUAUGACAGCGAUAACCUGGCGCAAUGUUAUCCAGAAUACGAUUGCAAGUGUCAAGACGCGAAGAACAACACGUUCGCGUGUCUCCGACACAUUGCCAAGCGACUCAACAUGAAGUACUGCAUAUUUGCUGACAACGAGAAAUUCGCUGAGCUAUACGACCUAGCAGCCGAUCCUUACGAGCUGGAGAACUCCGUAGACGACGAGUUUCAGGCCAUUAUAGUGUGGUACAACAACUAUUUAAGCCAAAUGUUGAAGUGUAAAGGGGCUAAGAACUGCGACGAUCCCUUGGGAGAGUCCGUUCAAUAGUUAGGGCACUACUACACUAAGUAGACUAUGCGGGAACGAAGCGCGAGCCUGCACACCGAAGUAUGGGCGACCCACGGCGAAUCUAACCGAAGUGCGUGUUUACACUAUAAUAAGUCUCGAUCAAUUUCC